This is a messenger RNA of Pyrenophora tritici-repentis Pt-1C-BFP, 1077 nucleotides long. Lineage: Eukaryota; Fungi; Ascomycota; Dothideomycetes; Pleosporales; Pleosporaceae. The record is from RefSeq and is a predicted model, not a curated record.
AUGCCAGCUUCUGCAAGGCGAUCGCAAGAGCAAGAUUACAGAUUAGAGCAAUCGGCGUAUCAAGCAACUUCGCAUCGCAUUAGUACACACUCGUAUGGCUCAGCUUCAUCGCCAAGAAGACCUGCCAUUGCUACCAGCUCGGAUCUCAACAAGCCACUACCGCCAUCACCUUCGGGUUCGCAGACACGAUCUCGUAAACCGACACCGUUGAGUGGCCCCGGCCGCCACGAGGCUCCGACCCAGCUGAACCAAUCCCAUCUUCGGGCCGAGCCUUACCACCACAAUCAAAGCAUGCCCAGUUCGCCCUACGAUCAUAGCCAGUUCCUAUCCGCCAACCCAGCUACAAUUCCACGAGCCCACUCCUCUGCUGCCGACUACUCAGAACCUACGCAGUACCUCCCGUAUUCUAUGUCAUCAGAGCAACAGUCGGCUCGUCCUCAGCAACAGCGCGCUGUUUCUAUGAGCCCCUACUUCGACACGACAGCACCACUCCGAUCUCGCACCCAUCCCGAGCCUACUCUCAGCCCCACAGCACGCGAAAACAUGUCCAUCCGACCACGUCCACAUACGACAUAUCUUUCACCCACAGAGAAUUUUACAGAUAUCACGCAGUGGCAUCUCUUUGCAGAGGCAAUGACCGGGUUACCAACCAACUCAGAGCCUUUUUCGCCUACCGGAACUCCACAGCUUCAAGGCUCGCUCUUCGCUAGACGGAGCGCCAGUGAUACGAUACCCAUUCCGCUUCAAAAUCCGCAACGAUCUUCGCAGAGACUACCAAGAGACAACUGGCAAUACUACGAAUCAUCACGCACAUCGUCACGAGCAGUGACUACACUCAACCACAGCUUACCGGUACCAAAUCCGCCUCGUGUGGCAUACCAGCAGUGGCAACCGCCACUGCACAUGAAUGCGGUCACUUCGGAGCUGCAAAUGCUUGGACUGAACGAUGCUCCCGAAUCCGAUGAUGAGUUACCGGAUUAUCAGCAGAGUCAGGCGGAGAUGGAAGCGAAGAAAAGAAGAGAAGCAUCCGCUCGGGCGAGAGAAUUGGAAGCAAGGUGGAGAGGUGCUCGCGGAUAA